Diabrotica virgifera virgifera (western corn rootworm) is the source of this 10381-nucleotide messenger RNA. It is a transcript of the gene Fnta, whose product is annotated as protein farnesyltransferase/geranylgeranyltransferase type-1 subunit alpha. Gene Ontology annotation, cellular component: CAAX-protein geranylgeranyltransferase complex; protein farnesyltransferase complex; cytoplasm. Gene Ontology annotation, biological process: protein geranylgeranylation; protein farnesylation. Bases 75 to 1067 code for a protein of 330 amino acids. NCBI's taxonomy places the organism in Eukaryota, Metazoa, Arthropoda, Insecta, Coleoptera, Chrysomelidae. The transcript is spliced from 5 exons. Gene Ontology annotation, molecular function: protein farnesyltransferase activity; CAAX-protein geranylgeranyltransferase activity. The record is from RefSeq and is a predicted model, not a curated record.
UUGACGUAAAUGUCACUGUCACUGCCAGUUUUGUUACUAAACAUUCUAGUCAAAUUUUGCCAUUUUAAUAAAAAAUGAGUGAUUUAAGCAGUGAUGAAAAUGAACCAACUCACGUUUUAUAUAGAGAUAGACCGGAAUGGAAAGAUGUAACCCCUGUAAAACAAGAUGAUGCUGAUGAACCAGUCGUAGCCAUUGAUUAUACUGAGGCUUUUGUGGAUUGUUACGACUAUUUUCGCGCAAUUGUACAAAACAAAGAAAUAUCAGAGAGAGCCCUUGAAUUAACUAAAACUGCUGCAAGUUUAAAUCCUGCGAAUUAUACUGUAUGGCAAUAUAGGCGUGAUAUUCUCAAAGGAUUGAAUAAAGAUCUUCAUGAGGAAUUAGAUUAUAUUGAAAAGGUAAUUUUAAGACAAUCUAAAAAUUAUCAAGUUUGGCACCAUAGGAAAAUUCUUGUGGAAUGGCUGCAGGAUCCUGCGAAAGAAAAACAAUUUACAGAGGCUGUUCUCGUUAAGGAUGCUAAAAAUUAUCAUGCUUGGCAGCAUAGGCAGUGGGUCAUUAAGACAUUCAAGCUUUUUGAUGGGGAACUGAAUUAUGUUGAGGAUUUAAUAAAUAAUGAUAUUAGAAAUAAUUCUGCUUGGAACCAAAGAUAUUUUGUUAUUAAUAAUACUACAGGAUUCACAGAAGAAGUUCUGGAAAGAGAAAUUCAAUACACAUUGCAUAACAUAAGACUUGUUACUGAAAACGAAAGUGCGUGGAAUUAUUUAAGAGGGUUGUUACUUCACGACAAAGCUGGAUUAAGCAACAACAAAAAAGUCACCGAAUUUUGCAACAGUCUAUAUGAAUCUGGCAAUAGAUCGCCCUUUUUGCUGGCUAUAAUUGUAGACAUGUGUUACGAACAAAUCACCGAAGGCUCUGGAGAUUCCGAAUAUACGUUAGAAAGAGCAAAACAGCUUUGUGAAGAUCUAAUCAACAAGUACGACAAAAUAAGAGCAAACUAUUGGCAACAUAUGUUGGACACGCUUCAAAGUUCUAGUAAAUCUGACGUGGCGUCGGGUACUACCAGUAGUUAAGCACUGAAAAUGUUAUUAUGUAUUUUAAUUUGGACGGUUAGAGUUUUUGGCAACGGAGUUACAUUUAUUUCAGGACUAUCAUUUAUAGAUAUACAGUGCAUAUAUUUAUAUGUAAAAUGGGAAUGUGAUUUUAUUAAUUUUACAAAAAUUUGAUCUUUGUUCUAGUUUUUUGAAAUUAAUUAUACAUUAAUCCUUUAUUGCAUGUUAUAUGUUCAUUUAAAAAAUUGUUAAAUACUCUAAAAUUAGAAGGAUUCUGUAUCAGUCUCCUCUAAGAAGAUGCCCUAGGUAUCAAUCUAUCUGAUCUAAAUAUUUUGAAGUUUAAUUAUCAUUCAUCAAUUCAAUUAUUUCAGACAGGGGGUUCUCUGAGUCUUCUAUUAUUCAACCUGAUCAUCGAUGAAAUAAUAAAAAAAGUAAGAACUAAAAAUGGAUACCAAAUGGGAGAAAAACAACUUAAAACAAUCUGCUAUGCAGACGACGCAAUAUUAAUAUCUCAAAGUGAAGAUGGUUUACAACAUAUGCUGCACCAAUUUAAUAGUAGUAUUCGCACUGUAUAAUCCGAACGUAUUCAGAGUAAGUUCGGGAUUAGUUUUCAAGGCGCAGGCGUCAACGUAAACUUAUCCUGGACAUGUUCAGGAUUUUUCGCUCCACGAACAAUUUUCGGAGUCGUAAUGUAAUGACGGGUUGCAAACAUUAAGGUUAGAGAAGGAAGCCUUUUCUUGUCCCUUUCUUAUUUCGAAAUCAAUGUCAACAAAAAACGCAAAUGCAACAAAUUUGUAUUUCAACAAAGAGAAAGAGAAUAACAGCAACAGGCAAAGGAUUAACUUUCUAUUCAAUGCCUUUCUUAGAAGUUAGAAAUUUGAUUAGCGUCUUUAUUAUUUCGACAAUAUAAUUUGGUAUUUCCACGCCGAAAUCCGGCUUAAAUUUUUGUAGAGAGUAAAAGAUUGUUGAGUUACUUGGAAAUUGCAGCUUGUUCCUUAUUAUUUAGAUAUAAAAAUUACCUUUAAAUUCCUGGGGGUUGAACAUUAUCUGAAGAAAGGAAUAAUUUAGUAAAGCAAUCAUUUCCAAUUUUGAUAUAUUGAAUUUGAUAGGUUGUGGCAUUGUGUUGUGGUUUAUUAUACCACUAAAAUAAUGAAAUAUAACAAGACACAACAAAUAGUUUCAGAAUAAGUUUGAUGUGUUGUUUAUGAUUCAUUAUUCAAUAAGAGACUAAUUUAACUCAUAAAUUAAACUGAAAAAGAAACCACAAGAAUAUAUAGGUACUUAUAAGCUCAUCUAGAUAAAAGAAAUUAAGUAAAAACAGAGUACAAUUUAUUGCAAUUCUACCGUAAUAGCUAAUUAUCGAAUAUCGAAUGAAAAGUAAUAAGAUGAUAAUACUAGAAAAGGUACUUAUACUUAUUUAUAAACAUACUAAAUGGAAAACAUUGACAAAAACAACUAAAAAAGAUUUAAUAUAACAAAUAUUAAAAUGUGUUUGAAGAAUAUUGAAAUGAUACAACACUUCACAUAAUUUAAAAACCAGAAUCUACAUCUACAAGUUGUUUAACAAAACAAUAGUUUAGGUUUACAAUUGGACGGAGUAAAAACAGAAUAAUGGUCAGAAUGUCAAGAAAUUCUUCCCAAAUAUUUUGUGCGCCUGUGCGAACUUAAAAUCCGAAACAAAAUCGUAGAACGUCGUCCGGAGGAUGUUCAGAGGGAAAAAUUCGAGCUCCGCGAACGAUCGAUUUUGUAAUGCGCAGGCGUUCUCUCUCUGGGUACGUUCGGGUUGUCCAGCGCGAACAAAGCUAAUAUAAUCGCCAGAAAAUUUAACACGUUAAUGUCCCCAAAAAAGACAAAAUGCAUGGUUAUGACAACAAAUCUACUAAGCUGUAAAUUAGACCAUCACACUAUCUAGCUACGGAAAGAUCAGAAUAGAAGUGGAAGAUUAAGUGAAUAGAGCAAACAGAGCCACAGGUUGCCUGAAUGAAACAAUAUGGAGAAAUAAAAAUACGGGGAAGAAAUGAAAGGUAGAAUUUACAAAACACGUCAUCUGACCAAUAAUGACAUACACGGCAGAAACACGACCUACACAGAGAGAAUAAAAAGAAUGCUAGCAACAGCAGAGAUUAAAAGCCUUAGAAAAAUCGAUGGAAAGACUCUAUGGGGCAGAGCUAGAAGUAUAGAUGUUCUACGGAGAUGCAAGGUGGAGAACAUUAAGGACUUGGUAAGAAAUAUAAGAGUAGAAUGGAACGAUCAUAUUAUAAGCCGAAUGACAACAAAUAGAUAAGUAAAGAAAGACAUCCAAUGGAAAGACCACGAAAACGAUGAAACGACAACUUACUGGAGGCACAUUAAAAACAAAAGCAUAGUCAUGUCUACACAAAAAGAAGAAAAAUAAUUACUUUAGCUAAAUUCUCAUUUACUAUACCAACUCAUGUAGAUGCAAAAUUUGUGUGUCUGUGUUGGUAUUUUCGAUAGUCCAUGUCAAAUAUUAUUUCAAACGAAUUAAAGUAAGGAUAAUAUCUCUUUUGUGUAUUUAAACAAAAAUUUGUUUAAUAUGAUGCAAUAAAGGAUUGAGGAGUAUAUUUUUUGGAGUUUUCCUACAACUUCCAUUGCACAUCAUGGAUCAGCUAUUAUUUGAAUUCUUCUAAAUAAAGUAUUGUUUUAGUUUUAUUAAAUAUGUGAUAUUGUUUAUCACUAUUUUUCUACACUACUUUUCCUCCUUUUUUAGUAUUAAUAGAAUGAGACUAAACGUGAAAAAAAUAAUUAUUGUAUAUGUUUUUACCUAUAUUUAUAUUUUGAAAAACUGCAUGACGUAGAGGAAUUACAGGGUAGUUAAUUUUAUGAGAACUAGUUGAAUUAUUGAUGAAAUGCAACGGAAAUUGUAGAAAGGAUAGAUUAUGUUUAUAUUGAUUCGAUCAAGUUUUUCAACAGUAAUCUAAUGCAAAUUUUAAAAUCAUUGUAAUUUAUACAAUUUCUACAUAAACUAAAUCAGCCCUGUGAUGUAUCACCAAAUUCCGUGUGAUGUAUCGCUCACCGUUACGAGAUAAGUUAUUUCCCAGAAGUUAAAAAAGAAGUAAGUAUUGUUUUGUCUAACAAAGAGUACCUUAUGUAGAAAUAGUGCAAGUUGGAACGAGAAAGGGAAUGAUGAGAAGGUAUACCAUAAAACUAGAUAGAACAGUAAAAUCCCUGGAUGUUUAUAAUUUAAAAUCAUUAUUAUUCUUGUGUCUCUCGAUUUGUCUUUUGUAUAAUUUUUCUAUUUUUUAAAGUGUGUAUUGCCGUUCUAUUUUUAAAUUAGCCCUAUUUUUUAAUUUUCAAUUAUUGAUUUAAUUUCAUUAUUUCCUACGUAUUUUAAUUGCUCUUUUAGGUCUUCUUUAGGCGCAAAGUUAUACUUCUUUAGGCGCGAUUAGGAGUGAAUUUUUAUUAUUCUGCGCGCAUGCGCACACAGACAGUAUGCAGUUCGUUACUAAAUGUUUUAAGUUAUGUAUGUAUUAGUCCAAAAAAGGUAUGUAAAGAAUAUACAUAUUAGUGUUUUUAGUAAACAAGUGAUUUAUUAUAAUUUUUGUAUCUUUGGAUUUGUCUACCUCGGGAAUAAGAUAAUAAGUAAUAUUUAAAGUAUUUUUAUACUUCACUUGGUCUAUUUGACACUAUGUCUCAGAAAUCUUGUAGUCCGCACCCGCACAAACAAAAGAAGUAAGCUCAGUGGUAGAGCGUUAGCGUUCGACUGGAGAUCAAGAGGUCCCCGGUUCGAAUCCGGGUGUUUUCUAUUUUUUUUUUUUUUUUAUAAUUUUUGGUAUUGUUUUAAUAAAAAUUUUUGGAAAGUACUAAGUAAAAAGUAGUUUAAUCCUUAAAUAAAAUAUAAAUAAACUGUUCGAAAGUAUAUGUAUUUCGUUGAAAUCAUAUAAUAGAAGUAUAACUUCUUACGUGCGUACAAAGUACACACACACAUUCUUUUUGAUGUUUUUAAUUUUGUGCCGAUUAUAUUUUGAUAUUAAAUUUGAUUGAUAUAAAAUGCCGCGCAAUAUCCUGGGACGACCUGAAGCGUUCGUGGAAUUCAAACGGUUUUGUUGAAUCAGAAAAAAGUUUAACCCUAACCUUAUAAGUCCUUACAUAACUACAAAGUUAUCUCGUAACUUCAUGUAUAACGUCGCCUUAUAAAAUGACAGUUGAUACAUCAGAUAGCUCAAGAAGUAGCGCAAAUUAAGUUAAAUAUGAUGUAUGUAUGAUACAUUACACCAAUUCGACGAUUAUAACUUAACUACAGGAUAAUUUUACGGUAUACCUAUUUAACUUGAUUACUACAUCACAGGGCGGAUUAUUUUUGUACUGAUGUAAUUUUCCGUUGGUUAAUUGAUUUGAUAUUUGUAUGUAAAUGAUUGGUAAUUUGCUGAGCAUUUGCGGCUUCCUGUUCCUAUUAUUUCUGCAUGAAAUCAAAUGGUAAUCAAGUAUAGCAUUAAAAAAUGCGUUUCUUUAAAAAAUAUAGACUUUUUAAUUUGAACGAGGUAUAUUAUAAAUGAAUCAAUUAUAUUAAGCGUGGUGUCAGACAGGGAUGUGUUAUGUCACCGACAUUGUUCAAUGCCUACACCGAGCCAAUUUUUGAGAAAGCGUUAUAUAUUCGUCGCGAAGGUGUUAAAAUCGGUGGUGAAAUUAUUAAUAACCAUCAUAAUCAGAGACGUAGAUGACACCGCCAUAAUGGCAAAGAGUCAGAAGACCUUCAAACCCUGUUUAACGCUGUAAACAAUGAAUGUACUGCAAGGGCUGAACAAUCAAAGAAAACAAAAUGGAUGGUUAUCGGAAAAAUUAAUAUCGAAGACUCAGUACUAAAAUUAGAUACCAAAAUCCUGAAAAAGGUGGAACACUUUAGAUAUCUGGGUAGCUGAAUUAACUGCAGGGUUGAAAGUGCUGAGGAAAUUUCGGCCAGAAUAGAACUUACACGAAAAAGCUUUAUUAGCUGGCGUUCUGUAUUGUGCAGUAGAAAUCUGUCAUUGACCACACGUCUAAGAGUAUUGAAGUGCUACGUUUGGUCCGUUUUGUUCUAUGGAUGUGAAACCUGGACAACAAAAUAAAAAAUCCUAACAAAUGAGAAGCGUUCGAGUUGUGGUGCUACCGUCGCAUACUCAGAAUCCAGUAGACAAGACACAUAUCUAACGAACGUGUGCUAGAGACCAUGCACAAAGAGCGAGAAUUGAUGAAACAUCAUAAAAACAAGAAAGGUUCAAUACUUCGGUCAUGUAAUGAGAGGACCUAAAUAUCGCUUACUCCAGUUGAUCAUUCAGGGCAAAAUCGAAGGAAAACGCUGGGUUGGAAGUAAACAACUGUCCUGGCUGCGUAACAUUAGAGAAUGGACAGGUCGAACUGCCGAGGAAUUGUUUCAUAUAGCUGCCGAUCGAGAAACAUUUCAUCAGAUUACACGAAUUAAACAGCCGAUGUACAACAGACUAUUGAAGACCCUGGGACCAGUAGGGGACAUGCCACAAAAGAUUAUUUUGGAGAAAACACCAUUUUAAACUUAUUUUCAGAUCCUGAAAUCAAAUUUUAAAAUUUUCUCGGAAGUAAGGUCCACAAUCGUUUGGAAAUAUGUUAUUACAUACACAAUUAAAGUAACACAAAUGUCUAUUUAAAGGUUUUUGAGCUUUUGAACAUUUUUUGAAAAAAUAUGAGGCUUAUCCCUUUUGUACAAAAAAAAUUAUAUUCUAAAAAAUGAACUGCAGUCUUUGUCAUCUUCGCUUUUAUUUAAAAAUGGAUUUUGGUCACUUUGUUUCAGAAUCAAACUCAUCAAAGUCUCUUUUUCGUUUACAUUCCCCGAAUGUUCCGCUGCCAUGUUGAUUACUAAUGUGGCUUGUCUCCUGUUGCAAUAUAAAGUAAUUGUGACACAACGGGACUUACUACAGCGGCGCCAUCUAUGAGAAAAAAGCUACAAUUUUCUGUUUGGGACAUUAAUAUGGUCUUAGAGUGUGUGAUUUCUACUUUAACUCAUUUUUGACGAAGAUGUGGCUUGUCCCCUUCUGGUCCCAAGGUCUUCAAUUGUGCAACCGGAUUUAGCAACAAUAAGCUUCCGAAAAAAAUCGUCAAACUCUAAUUGCUCUAAUCAUUAACGAUCGCAUCAAUAUACCUCGAAUUAGUGUGCAUGUAUACCAAGAGUAAUAAAAAAAUGUCUAGAAAAGUGAAAGUAUUUUUUACUGUUAUAUUCUGUUUUACUAUUUCUGUUAGUGGAAAGUGAUCGUCUGUAACAUUUACAUGAACUUUAAUGUACUUAGAUAUACAGAAUACCCCUAUUAGAUCCAAAAUUUCAUACGACGAACUAUGUAUUGUGUUUUAAUGAAUAAAAUAUUUGUUAUUUGGACAAUAUUGUUAUCUCAGAAUUGGAUAGAUAGUAUAAGAUUGUGUAUUAACAUUAACAUAACGAUGGUGUCACGCAAAAUGUUGUAGUUAAACUACAAAACAUUAAAAAUUGAGUUGUCUUAAUUGCAUGGUAGAUUAUAAUACCGGGUGUCCACUUAUAUUUUUCCCUAUUUUAACUGCCUAUAACUUCUAAACGGCUCAAGAUAGAAAUAUGCGGUUUUCACUGAAAUGUUUUAUUUUAGUAAAAGUUUUGUCUGAAUCGAUGAAAUUUUUUAUAUCGCUUUCAAAUACGAAAUAAAAAAUGACGGAUUUUUGAAAAAAACUUUGUUGACUUUUUUUUAAUGUAACACCCAGUAUAUUCUUUUGUAAAUUGAAAGAAAGAUCAUUCACCUAUCUAGCGAUAUAAAGUUUUUCAAAAUCGGUUGUCAAAUCACUGAAUAAUUAAUUUUUAAAAUGAGAGGUGCAACGUGGAUAUCAUAUACCUAAAUAACAUAACUAAGGAAGUUACGUGAUUUCCACAUUGCAUCUUUCAUUUUGAAAAUUAAUUGCUCAGUCAUUUGACAACCGAUUUUAAAAAAAUUUAUAUCGCUGGAUAGAUAAAUGACCGUUUUUUCACGUUUUUAGGUAAAUGACUAUUUUUUAUAUCGCUUUUAAUUAAAAAAUGGCGGAUUUUUGAAAAAAAAACGUUGACUUUUUUUAUUAAAGCACCCAGUAUAUUUUUUGUGUCUUGAAAAAACGGUCAUUUACCUAUCCAGCCAUAUAAAAUUUUUUAAAAUCGGUUCCCAAAUGACUGAGCAAUUAAUUUUUAAAAUGAGAGAUGCAAUGUGGAAAUCACAUAAUAUCAUUUUGCUCAGUUAUGUUAUUUAUGUAUGUGACAUCCACGUUGCACCCCUCAUUUUAAAAAUUAAUUACUCAGUGAUUUGUCAACCGAUUUUGAAAAACUUUAUAUCGCUGGAUAGGUGAAUGACCUUUCUUUUAAUUUACAAAAAAAUAUACUGGGUGUUCCAUUAAAAAAAAGUCAACAAAGUUUUUUCAAAAAUCCGCCAUUUUUUAUUUCGUAUUUGAAAGCAAUAUAAAAAAUUCAAUCCAUUCAGACAAAACUUUUACUAAAAUAAAACAUUUCAGCGAAAACCGCAUAUUUCUAUCUUGAACCGUUUAGAAGUUAUAGGCAGUUAAAAUGGGGGAAAAUAUAAGUGGACACCCGGUAUUUCUAUUAAGACCGCUUUACAGCUUGCAAGAAAACUUGCUGCAAUACUCUUGCAUGCAAGACUUUCAUGCAAGUCAAUUGCAUGGUCUUUUACAGCUUGCAACCCGGCUUGCAUGCAAUUUGAAAUUUUACCCUUAACCUAACUUAUAAACUUUUGUUUUUUUUAAUUACUUUAUUGCUGUUUAUUUAACUUGGUAAAUUUCGAAAUGCCAAGACUAUCAGAAAUAACCAAAUAUAAAAGGAAAAAGGCGGUAGCAGCAACUUUAAGUAUUAUUAUUACUGCAGCCAGCCUUUUAGUCACUAAUUUAGAACACCGAGAUCGGAGCUGGUGAGUAAGAUCUUAGUUGAACAAGAAGAGGGGUAAUAAUGUAUCUCCAACAGAAUUUAUCCAAGUAGAUGAUGAAAAUGACUCUAAUUUUCUAGGAAUGAAUGUACAUUUUAAUAAACCCUUGGGAAAAAUUGAACAAUUACAAAGAAAUCUAUAUUUCGAAAUACUAUUUCUGCGAAACACAAAUUAAUUAUUAUCCUAAGGUACCUACUUAGCUAGAGGAGAGAGAGCUUCCGUAGCUUAAUAUACAAUUUACAAUAAUUAUAGAAUCUCAGAAAGUGCCAUUUCAUUAUUCAUUCAUUUCCAUCGUUGAUAUAUUUCACAAACAGAAAACAGCUGAUCGGCAUGUAUUCGUGAAUCCGUGUCGUCAAUGACAUUUGAUAUUGUGGAAAAAUCAAAUUCCCCUAGACUUGCAUGAAAACUUGCAGAAAAAAUGGCACCAAACCGAUUAUCGCGCAAUUGCAAGAAGUUGCAUGCAAUAGUCAACUGACGACAUACUGCGCAUGCCUUUAGGCAACUUUCUUGCGUCUUGCAUGUAGAAUUGCAAGCUGUAAAGCGCUCUUUAAAUUGUACAAAAAUGUUACAGUUGAAAAUACAAACCCACGAUGUGAAUAUUCAACUUGCAAAAAACGUUAACACUCAAUUCAAACCUUCAAACUAAAAAUCACUCAACGCAGUCAGCUAUUUCAAGUUUAUUUUGGAAUAAACACUCAACAUUCUGUAUCAACCCACAUUGGCGCCAUAACAGCUAAAUAGCAGAUUGCAAAACUGUCAUUAUCUUCUCCUAUUUGAUUAAUAGUUUUUAUAAUAUUAAACUUAAUUUAUUAAAAAGAUCCUUAACCACGAGUGUUAACCUGGUAAGUGUGUUAAAGAAACGAUACUAUUCCAGAAAUUUUUACUGUAGGAGAAAGAAUACCCGCGUAUUACCAAUAUUACUGUCGACACAGAGAUCUAUGAAACAUUUUAGAAAACACUACAAAAUUAUCAAAGAAAAAUUGAUAUAGCUUUGAAAAAACGUGGAGGGGAUUUUAUGGAAGACUUAUGAGGAUCAAAAAGUAGGUUAUUAAAUAAAAUCUGUAUUUUAAAAUGUAUAUUAUAUUAUCUCUACACAAUCAUUAUGAAUGACGCAGAUAAAGGUAAAUUAGAAUUAUUUGUAUUACCAAGUAACAAAAUAAAAUAAUUUAAGUGUACAAUAUUGAAAUUAAAGGCUAUAUUUAUCGUAAAGAUGUUACUUUCAUUCAAAAUGUGUUUUCACUUCUCUACAUUGAUACCUUAUUAUAGAAUUAAAUUUAAGGGGUAUUCUGUGAAAAUUUAGUAUAUAAUAAUUGAAUUUUGAAGCGUACAAUUGUAACUUUUUUAUAUUUUCAGAUGUACAUUCCAGUGUAUUGAACUUGUAACACAUUUAUAUCUUUUUUACAUUACUUGUUCCUUCAAUACAUUAAAGCCAUGGAAUUAAGCUUG